This is a messenger RNA of Angiostrongylus costaricensis, 432 nucleotides long. The record is from the annotation of a GenBank genome assembly. Lineage: Eukaryota; Metazoa; Nematoda; Chromadorea; Rhabditida; Metastrongylidae.
AUGUAUCAUCUCAUUUGCUGUCUCAUCAUCGUAAUAUCGUGUUCGUCGAUGGCGCUGGCGCUGUUCACCCAAUCAGCUGGCGUGAAAGGCGUUCUAAUGUGCGGCGACAGGCCACUAUCCAACACUAAAGUAAAACUUUACGAUGAUGACUCUGGACCGGAUCUUGACGACCUCAUGGCGGAGGGUACUACAGAUUCGAUGGGACAAUUCCUACUCUACGGCCAUACAUCGGAAAUCAUGACAAUCGAUCCGAAAUUGAAUAUCUAUCACGACUGUGAUGACUCACUUAAGCCAUGUCAGCGCAAAGUCACCUUUCACAUACCGAAAUCUUUCGUCUCUUCCGGCGAACAUCCGAAGACGUUCUUCAACAUUGGUCGAAUUAACAUGCAAAUACAAUUCGAAUCGGAAGAAAGAGAUUGUCUGCAUAGGUGA